ACUUCUCAUGCAUGAGAGUGCGGGAUUAAAAUAAAAACAUAGCUGUUCUCAAAGUAUACCUCAAUUAAUCCCAUAAACAAAUAUUAAGUCUCUAUAAAAAUUACUCAGAAAGUAGUACCAAGUACUUUCCUUUAAGUUUCUCAACAACGCCCUUAUAAUCAGCAAUGGAAGUUUCGUAACAAAGAUCUUCAAUAAAUCAGCAGUUGAUUAGCAUUAUCACAAAGAUCAGACAAUGAAAUUAUCAAUGACAAUAAAAUCACAACUAAUAACUAUUGUUCAUGUAAUUGCACAUCGACAAAUGUUAUCUUAUCCUUUCUUCUUUGCACUAUAAAUACUGGACCCUUUUCAGAUGUAGGUAUAGUUCAAAACGGAAUAUCCUGAAAGGAUCUACCUUCGAAGAAAAACAAUUGGUUGAUCAAGAUGAAGAGCCUGUUCCUAGCAGUUUUGUUGGUAGCAGUAGCUUCAGCAGCUACUAUCAAUGGAGAAAUAGUUGACGACCCUAACUUGCUUGAAACGUCUGAGGAGUUUGACUUGAGCGAUGACCUUGAUGUCAGCAAUGAUCCUGACGUUGCUGACAUGACUGACGUCGCUGACGUGACCGAGGUUCCUGUCAGUGAGGUUACUACUCCGAGUAUUGAUGCAGCCACGUGUUGCAGCGUUGGUGCUCGCAGUGGAAGAGUCCUCGUCAGAUCCAACCACGUAAGGCGCGGGAAGCCAAAUGUGACUUACAUUCAGAAUAUAACUUUCCGAACCGGUACUCGUCGGAUCACUGCUAUUCAGAUCAUACAUAUUGGUGCUGUGCAAGGCGCCAGAGCAUCCAUAGUCUCUGGAGGCCUGAACCGCAACCAUGUGACCAUCAGACUACAGUCAGCUAGAGGACGCGGAUACAACUUCAAAAUCGUGAUCUACGGACGUUAAACUAGAAAUUAGGGAGUUUUAUGAGCAUUCGAUAUGGAUGUUAAAUGUACAAGUAAAGGGUGUUUGGUAAUUUGUUUUAAGUUAAGACAUUAAUAAAGCUAUUUUUAUAAACAA
Messenger RNA from Spodoptera frugiperda (fall armyworm), 1032 nucleotides. RefSeq lists its product as uncharacterized. Bases 421 to 918 code for a protein of 165 amino acids. The transcript is spliced from 3 exons. NCBI's taxonomy places the organism in Eukaryota, Metazoa, Arthropoda, Insecta, Lepidoptera, Noctuidae. The record is from RefSeq and is a predicted model, not a curated record.